AUGGGCAAUCUAGGUGACUUGUCGCCGGAGGGAAGCGUUGCCGUCGGUGUCAUCGUUGGGCUGAUCUCAACUAGCCUCCAGGCCAUCGGACUCACCCUGCAGCGCAAGUCGCAUUUACUCGAGGACGAGAAGCACCCUUACGAUGUGCGCAGACCUCCCUACAAGCGCCGGCGAUGGCAGUUAGGAAUGGGAAUGUUUGUGAUCUCCAAUAUCGUGGGAAGCACCAUUCAAAUCACCACGCUGCCACUUCCAGUGCUCUCCACGCUUCAAGCGUCCGGACUAGUCUUCAAUACGAUAUUCGCGACGCUGAUCCUCGGUGAACCUUUCACCCGAUAUUCCCUCGCCGGUACAGUUCUCGUCUGCAUAGGCGCAUUGUUGAUUGCGACAUUUGGCGCCAUCGGGGAACCGGCACAUACCUUAGACCAACUUCUGGAUCUUCUACAACGACGCCCGUUCCUAUUAUGGAUGGGUGGAACUACUCUUUUGGUGGCGGCUGUACUGAUAGCCUCAAAACUGCUGAAACUCUUCCUUCCUUCGUCACGCGCGAAGCCCCUCGGCCUCUGGGCAUUUUACGCCACACCUGCUGCGACUGCAAAGCCGAAUGAAAUUGAUCCGUGGCAUGUCCUAUGGUUUUAUCAGUGGUAUUCUAUCUGCCCAUUCGCUUCUUUUGGCCAAGUCGGCGGUGGAGCUGCUGGUGCGCACGGUAGUUGA
This is a messenger RNA of Penicillium canescens, 711 nucleotides long. RefSeq lists its product as uncharacterized. Gene Ontology annotation, cellular component: membrane. Gene Ontology annotation, biological process: magnesium ion transport. The record is from RefSeq and is a predicted model, not a curated record. The coding region runs from base 1 to 711 and encodes 236 amino acids. Gene Ontology annotation, molecular function: magnesium ion transmembrane transporter activity. NCBI's taxonomy places the organism in Eukaryota, Fungi, Ascomycota, Eurotiomycetes, Eurotiales, Aspergillaceae. The transcript has 3 exons.